Thrips palmi is the source of this 6779-nucleotide messenger RNA. Its product is annotated as fatty acid synthase-like. Gene Ontology annotation, biological process: fatty acid biosynthetic process. The record is from RefSeq and is a predicted model, not a curated record. The transcript is spliced from 26 exons. The coding region runs from base 208 to 6744 and encodes 2178 amino acids. NCBI's taxonomy places the organism in Eukaryota, Metazoa, Arthropoda, Insecta, Thysanoptera, Thripidae. Gene Ontology annotation, molecular function: fatty acid synthase activity; oxidoreductase activity.
GUCUAGUGGUGCAAUGCCCGCCCGCUACCGCCCGCCAGUGUUCGGUGGUGUGCAGCACAGUGCAGACGUCGUCGGCGCGACCCACGGACGCGGCCACGGUGCCAGUGCUGCCAGUGCCAGGCCUCCGCAACGCCUCCGCAACGCCCUCGACCGCGCACCUGUUGAGCCGCCCUGCAAGCAAGGCAAGCAGUGCAAGCCGUGCAAGCCAUGCAAGCCAUGCAGGACGAGGUGGUGAUAUCCGGCGUGGGCGGCCACUUCCCGGAGUGUGACAACCUGCAGGAGUACCGCGAGAAGCUGCUGCAGAACCUGCAUCUCAUCAGUGAUGGCGCGGGCGAGCUGCAGCCGAGAUACACCGCCGAGUCGGCUCCUCCCGACCCCAGCGCCACCAUCACCAAGGAGAACAUCAAGAGCGGCAAGAUGCGCUACGGAGACAAGUUCGACAACACCUUCUUCGGCAUGCACUCCAGGCUGGCGGCCGCCACGGACUCCAUCACGCGGCACGUCCUGGAGUCCACCCUGGAGGCCGUCAUCGACGCAGGCUACAGCCCCAAGGACCUGCACGGCACCAACACGGCGGUCUUCAUGGGCUACCACUGCAGCGAGUCGGAGAGCAACUUCAUCCGGGAGUCCGCCGACGGCUUCGGCAUCAUGGGGCUCAACUCGGCCAUGACGGCCAACCGCGUUUCGUACUGGCUGGACCUCAAAGGCACCAGCUUCACGCACAACACGCAGCUCGUGAGCGGCAUGCAGGGCUUGGACAUGGCCUUCCGAGCCCUCAAGAAGGGCGAGUGCGACCGCGCCAUCGUGGGCGCCGCCUCGCUGUCGUACUUGGCCGAGCUGGCGACGCACUACCAAGACUUGGGCUGGCUCAGCGCCUCCGGCAUCUGCAAGCCCUUCGACGAGGCGGCUGACGGCGGCGUGCGCAGUGAGGCCGUGGUGGUGCUGGUGCUGGAGCGCGGCCGCACGGCGCGUCGCGUGUACGCGGAGGUGGUGCACACUGCCUCGGCCCUGUACGCCGAGGUCUCUCGCUCGGAGCUGCCCGACAUCGAGCGUCGCGUCUUGAGCCACCUGCUCAGCACCUUCUACAACGACUGCGGCGUGAACCCGGACCACAUCGCGUACCUGGAGGCCGACGGCUGGGGCGUGGGCGGCGUCGACGUGGCCGAGUUGGGUGCCCUGGACGACGUCAUCGCCCGCCGCCGCACGCGUCCACUGCCCAUCGGCUCCGUGAAGGGCAACAUCGGCCAGACCGAGGCCGCCAGUGGGCUGGCCAGUGUCUGCAAGGUCCUGGUGGCCUUGGAGUCCGGCACGAUCCCCGCCACGCUGAACCACGUCCGCCCCAACCCCAAGAUCGCGAGCAUCUCGCAGGGCCGCAUCAAGGUGGUGACUGACAACACGCCGCUGGCGCCCGGGAUGGUGGCCGUCAACAACCUGGGCCUGGGGGGCAUCGUGGGGCAUGUGCUGCUGAGGCCCAACCCACGCGAGAAGAAGGCGCUGAGCCCGCCCCCCGCCGCCACCGCCGCGGGGGAGGACCCCAUGCCCAAGCUGCUGCUUCUGUCGGGCCGCACCCCCGAGGGCCUGGAGGACGUCAUGAAGUUGGCCGAGAGCAACGCCUCGGACCCGGAGUACGUCCACUUGGUGCACGGCGCGUUCUCCUCGCACAUCUUCGGCCACAUGUACCGCGGCUUCUCCGUCGUCCCCAAGGCCGACGAGGCGCGUCCCGCGCAGAUCAAGUUUUACACCGGCCAGAAGCGCCCCGUGUGGUUCGUGUACUCCGGCAUGGGCAGCCAGUGGGCCGGCAUGGGUGCCGACCUGAUGCGCAUCCCCGUUUUCGCCGCCGCCCUGGAGCGCUGCCACAACGCCUUGGUGCCGCUCGGCCUGGACCUCAAGCACAUCGUCUGCACCAAGGACCCCAAGAUCUUCGACAACAUCCUCCAUUCCUUUGUGGGCAUCGCCGCCGUGCAGAUCGGCCUGACGGACGUGCUGCGCGCCGUGGGCGUGGAGCCCGACGGCAUGAUCGGGCACUCGGUGGGGGAGCUGGGCUGCGCGUACGCCGACGGCUGCAUCACGGUGGAGCAGAUGAUGCUGGCGGCACACGCGCGCGGCCAGGCCUCCAACGAGACCGACCUCAUCCCCGGCAUGAUGGCCGCCGUGGGCCUCGGCUACAAGGACGUCAAGGCCAUGGUCCCCGAGGCCAUCGAGGUCGCCUGCCACAACUCGGCCACCAGCUGCACGCUGUCCGGGCCCGCGGCGGACAUGCACGCCUUCGUGAGCCAGCUCAAGGACAAGGGCAUCUUCGCCCGCGCCGUCAAUGUAAGCAACAUCGCCUACCACAGCCGCUACAUCCAGCCCGCCGCGCCGCGCCUCCUGGAGCUGCUCAAGGGCGUGAUCCUGGAGCCGAAGAAACGCUCGUCGCGGUGGAUCUCGACGUCCGUGCUGCCCGCCCGAGCCGGCGACCACGACGCCCAGUACGCCACGCCGCAGUACUUCACCAACAACCUGCUCAGCUCGGUGUACUUCGAGGAGGGCUGCGAUCAGGUGGACAAGGACGCCCUGGCCAUCGAGAUCGCCCCCCACGGCCUGCUGCAGGCCAUCCUGAAGCGCUCCCUGGACAAGGACGCCGUGAACGUGGCCCUCACCAAGCGGGACGUGCCCGGCACUGGCUUGGUGCUGGAGGCCCUCGGCAACUUGUACAUGGAGGGCCUGAACCCGGACGUGGCCAAGCUGUACCCCCCCGUCACCACACCCGUGAGCAGGGACACCACUCCCUUGUCGCCGCUCGCCACCUGGGACCACCGCGACACCUGGCCCGUCGCCUUCCUCAAGGCCCCCGCCGAGGGAGGCCCGCGCACCGAGAUGCACCUGCCGAUGGCGCUGGCGACCGCCGAGUUCACCCACCUGACAGACUGCACGUGGAACGGGCACGCCCUGCUCAGCCCCGCCACCUGCUUGAGUCUGGUUCUGUCCAUCGUGUCUAGCUACGCGCCGGAGGGCUGCCCCAUCGUCCUGGAAAACGUCGUCUUCUACGAAUCCGAGGUGGUGCCCGAAGAGGGGGUGACGAAGUUCUACGUGUUGGUGCAGCGAGGCAGUGGUCGCUUCGAGGUGAGCGUCGAGGACCGCGUGGCCUGCACGGGCCGCUCUGCUGUCAUAUCGGAGCAGGACGAGCGGCCCUUGGGCCCGCCCGCGGCAGUUCCGACGGAGGACAGGACGCAGUGCGACGGGGACGACGUGUACGAGGAGCUGGGCCGGCGGGGCCUGCUGUGCCGCGGCCCGUACCGCAGCCUGGCAGCGCUGCAGCGGGGCGAGCGCGCGGUGCUGGGGACCGCCUCGUGCCGCGAGGACGACGAGGAGUGCGGCCUCGAGAUGGUCAGGACGCUGCAGCUCGAGACGCUCUUCCAGCUGGUGGCGCUGCAGCAGUCCGAGGGCCGCCACGAGCUGCACGUCCCGAAGCGCAUCCAGAAGAUCGUCAUCGACCCGGCCCAAGUGCUUCCGGCUGGCUCGCAGGACGCGCUGCACUAUGACCUGCAGCGGCGCUCCAUCAGCCUGUGCUCCCCGCGCGGCCGCGUCGACGUGGUGCAGGUGGACACGCAGACCGUGCCGCUGCCGGCCACCUUCCUGCCCAUCCUGGUGCAGACCAGGGCGUUCCUCGCCUACGAAGAGGGCGCGGCCAAGGACUUGGAGCACCUGUGCGCGCUGGCGCUGCAGGUGGCGGCGCUGCAGGUCCGCAGCCCCAUGCAGGUGGCGGCCGUCCCGGCGCCAGGGCGCAGCGCGCUGCACGACGCCGUGGCUCGCGCCGCGCGCCAGCAGCUGCCCGACCUGCAUGUUCGCGUGGCGAGCGUGGCCGACGUGGGGGACAGCGCCGCCCUGGUGCUGAGCGACGCGGCCGGCCUGCGCGCCGCCCUGGACGCCGUGCGCCGCCAACGCGGCCUGCUGCUGGCAGAGCUGCCGCCGGGCUUCUCCCCUCCGGCCGAGCUGCGCCUGCUGCUGAGCGUGGAGCAGGACCGGCGGCGAUACGCGCUGCUCAAGCACGCCGUCGUCGUCAACCUGGACAGCGAGGUGCUGCACGUGGAGGGCGAGCUGCCGCUGGAGCGCCUGUCGCUCUGCCAGGCCGCCGAGGUGUACCUCGUGUUCCGCGGGGUCGCUCAGCAGGCCCUACCGGACAUUGUGAGGACGCUGGCCGCGGCCCCUGGCGGCAGCCGCGCGCAGUGCGUCUUCGUGCAGGACGCCGCCGCGCCGCCCUUCGCCCUGGACGCGCCGCUCUACGCCGCGCAGCUGCGGCUGGGGCUGCGGAUCAACAUGCUGCAGGGCGGCCGCUGGGGCUGGGUGCACCGCCAGCACCUGGCCAACCUGAGCGCCGCCGCCGAGGGCGCCGAGGGCGCCGCGGGCGGGCCGCGCAUGCAGCGCACCAGGCAGCUGCACAUGGACACACUGCAGCUCAAGUGCCUGGGCCUCAACCCGUACAGCGACGUCGCCGAGGACGGGCGCACGGCCGUGGGGCUGCUGGACUACACGGGCGUGCGCGCGGACGGCGUGCGUGUGAUGGGCGUGUGCACGUCGAGCGCGGGGCCGUUGCAGCCCGACGCUAUCCUGGAGUGGCCCGUGCCACCGGGCUGGUCGGACGAGGCCGCGAGCACCGUGCCGCUCGUGUACGCCACGGCCGCGUUCGCGGUCUAUGAACAGCUGCUCGUGCGGCGUGGCGAGCGAGCCCUGGUGGUGGACGGUGCCUCAGCGCUGGGGAACGCCGCCAUCGCACUGCUGCUGCGCGCGGGGUGCCGCGUCGUGGCCACGGUCAAGGACCGCCGCGAGGAGGCCAACCUGCGUGUUCAGUUCCCCAGCGCCUCUCUGGACACGGUUGUCGGCUCCAGCAAGGACUUCGCGCGGGAACUGGCCUGCCGCUUCGGCGCCAAGGCCUGCGUGGACGUGGCGCUGAGCCAGGGCGGCGGCGAUGCCUUCAGAAGCGUCCUCAGCCUCAUGAAGAUGUACGGGCGCGUGCUGCACGUCGGCGCCGGCCUCGCGGAUGUUGGAGGCAGCGUGGGUUUGUCGACCUUCAUUCUGAGCACGUCGGCGUACUCUUUGGCCUGGGACUGGCCGCUCAAGGCGCGCGAGGACACCAAGAGACGCGUGCACGAAGCGGUGCGCGCUGCCAUCAAGGACGGCACCGUGCAGCCCCUGCCCUUCCACACGGCUCCUCCACACUCGCUGGCUGGGUCGCAGAGGCGUGUGGCGGAGGGCGCGGGCAAGGUGGUGCUGGCCUUGUCCUCGCGCGCAGACAGCCGCAGCACCCCGCUGCUGGACGCGGGCCGCAGCUGCCUGGUGAUUGGCCCGGCCGCCAAGGCCGUGUCGCUGGCGGAGUGGCUGUUGUCCAUCGGCGCUCGAGACGUCAGCUUGGCUCCCAGCACGGCGGUUCGCGCGGCCAGCGCGUGGGUAUCGCGUCGCUUGGGGCAGCUCGCCGUGCACUACAGCGCCACGGUGCGCGCGCUGCAGCCCGCGGACCCCCAGCAGCUCGUCAAGGCGGCCGCGCAGCAGUCCCCGCUGGGGCUGGUGCUGGCCCUGGAGCAGCCGGCCGCGCGCGUGCGUGCGCUCGACGUGGCGACGCGCGCGCCGCGCUGCACGCUGGCCGUGCUGGCCGAGGGGGCGCACGACCUGAGCGCGCUCAUCGAAGUGGUGCGCUGUCGCAAGGAGAACGGUCUCCCCGGCGUGCUCGUGUCCAUUGGGGACCUCUCCGCCGACGUGCGCACCGUGCCGCUGGCUGAGGCUCUCCGUUGCGCGAGAGACCCCGUGGUGCACACCGUGGAAGUGAUGCAGAUAGCGGCGGACGCCGGCCAAGCUGGAAGAGAAGACGGCGGCGGGGCGUUGUCGGACCUGCUGCCCGACUCGGUGCAGGCCCUGCGGAGGCUGGGGCAGUCCCUGCAGCGCGACGUCGCCAUGCGCGUGCUGCCGUCCCUCAUCGGCGGCCCCAAGGACCGUCGGAACAAGGAGGUACCACCCGUGUUCUUGGUGGCCGGCCUCGGUGACUCCCCGACCAGUGAGCUGAGCUCCGUUGCCCGCUACAUGUACGCCACCGCCGUGGUGGUGUCACCGCCGCGCAGCGCGUCAUCCGUGGAGGAGGCUGCGGCCGCCGUGGUGGAGGCCGUGGCGCGCGUGCAGCCCAGCGGCCCCUACACGCUGGCCGGCCGCGGCUGGGGCGGCUGCGUCGCCCUGGAGGCCGCCCGAGUCCUGGCGCAGAGCCGGGACAGCUACGUCACCGCCUUCCUGCUGGACGCGUCGACCAACGCCAUGCAGGCCGCCAUCAAGCCGCUGCAGAACCAGCCCAGCGGGCUGCCCACCGCCCUGCUCAAGUACCUCCUCAAGCUGGACCGUGAGGCCGAGGAGCGGGUGUACCGCGCUUCUCCCUGGCCGGCGCAGAUCCGGGAGGCGCUGGGGCACGACGACGCCGUGCUGGAGGCGGCACUCGACUGCGUGCUCCGUCGCGUCCAGGGCCUCAUCGACUACCAGCCCGCGCACCGAGGCCCUGUCGACCCCAAGGUGGCCGUCACCCUCAUCAGCAGCCAGCCCUACCACCUCCAGUCACCCACCAUUACCGAGGUGGUGUCCGAGGUGCACAGCCACGCCCUGCUCCCCUCGAUGGAGGACGCGCUCGCGGUGCCCCGGCAGGCCGGCACGGCCAUCAGCGCGGGCGUGCACGUGGGCCUCAGCAACAUGCGCGAGCGACGCUCACUCGCCUCCCUCUCUGUCAACUUCUAGUGCUCCCUGAACACAGAUUACCUGCUUUUUUCUCA